ACUAAUCUAAGAUAUCUAGGAAUGUUUGAAAAUCAUAUCUCUGGUACCAUUCCUCAAGAUAUCGGGAGGCUACAAUCUCUUGUAGAUCUAGGAAUGUCAACAAACAAUUUCUCUGGUCCAAUCCCUAUUUCUUUAUGCGAUUUGAGCCACCUAAACACUCUAUAUCUUCAUCGCAAUCAACUUUCUGGUAGCAUUCCUCAAAAUAUUGGAAGGUUAAGAUCUCUUACUGACUUACAGUUGUCCACAAACAAUCUAAUCGGUUCAAUCCCUACUUCUUUAUGUAAUAUUAGCAACCUAAAAAGAUUAGCCCUCUAUGAAAAUCAACUUUCUGGAACCAUUCCUCAAGAAAUCGGAGAACUAAGUUCUAUUACAGACUUAGAAUUGUCAGCAAACUAUCUCACUGGUCCAAUUCCUUCUUCUACAUGCAAUCUUAGCAACCUUAGAGUUUUGUACCUUCACAAAAAUCAAUUAUCUGGUGCCAUUCCUCGUGACAUCGGAAGGCUGAGAUCUCUUUUGGAAUUAAUUAUGUUUUCGAACAAUCUCGUAGGCCCGAUCCCUACUUCUUUAUGUAAUUUGACAGUUGGAAUGUUGCCCACCUUGCAAUCCCUCUCUAUAUCUAAUAAUCAGCUUACUGGACCGAUACCCAAACAGCUUGGAGAAUGUUCAAAUUUACUGGAAUUAGAUUUGACCACAAACCGUUUGAGUGGAACUAUUCCAGUUACGAUUGGAAAUUUGAUUUCAUUACAAAUCGGAAUGGAUCUCAGUCAAAAUGAGUUGAGUGGAGAAAUACCAUCAAAUUUCGGAAAACUAAUAAAACUGGAAAGCUUAAAUUUGUCACACAACAAACUCUCCGGUUCAAUUCCUUCUUCAUUUGAUGGAAUGGUUAGCUUGACCACCGUCGAUAUUUCCUACAAUGAGUUAAGUGGUCUUAUUCCGAACAUCAAGGCCUUUAAGGACGCUCCCUUUGAUGCAUUGAAGAACAACAGUGGUUUAUGUGGUAAUCACUCUGGAGGUAUUAAACCAUGUAACUCCUCGGUCAUCACUGGAAGAAAAAAAGGCAAACUAAGAUAUUGGGUGAUAAUCUUAGUUCCUCUGUUUGGUUCUUUGUCUCUCCUAUUCACAUUUCUUGCUAUCUAUCUUUGUCUGCGAAAACGAAGAGCAAGAAAUCUCGAGCAGGAGGAUCAACCCACCCCAGUUUUAAGCGCAGGAAGAAAUAUAUUCUCGGUACAGAAUUAUGAUGGGAAACUGGUAUUUGAAGAAAUAAUUGAAGCAACGGAAAAUUUUGAUACCAAAUAUUGCAUUGGGGUGGGAGGAUAUGGGAGUGUCUACAAAGCAGAGCUAUCUACUGGUCAGGUUGUUGCAGCGAAAAAGCUUCAUUCGUCAGAUGAGGAUUCUGAAAUAGUUGAUCUUAAAUCAUUUGAGAGCGAAGUUCAAGCAUUAACUGAAAUCCGGCAUAAGAACAUUGUAAAACUCUUUGGUUUCUGCUCUAGCGUAGAGCGACAAAUUUCAUUUUUGGUUUAUGAGUUUGUAGAGAGGGGAAGUUUGAAAAAGAUAUUAUGCGAUGGGGAACAAGCAGUAGAGUUUGAUUGGAUAAAGCGGAUAGCAUUCAUCAAGGGAACAGCUGAUGCACUUGCCUACAUGCACCAUGAUUGCAUUCCAGCAAUAGUUCAUAGAGACAUAUCUAGCAACAAUGUCUUGUUGGAUAUCGAGUAUGAAGCUCGUGUUUCUGAUUUUGGUACUGCAAGGAUUUUGAAGCCAGAUUCCUCUAAUUGGACAUCACUUGCAGGAACUUAUGGAUAUGUUGCUCCAGAGCUGGCCUAUACAAUGAAGGUAACCGAGAAGUGUGAUGUUUAUAGCUUUGGAGUACUAGCGCUAGAAGUACUACACGGUAGGCACCCAUCUGAGAUUAUCACAGUACUCUCUCCUGAGCUCCUUCCAUCGUUGUCUUCAACUUCGAAUGUUCCGGGGAAAAAUAUAAUGCUGAAAGACAUUUUAGAUGAGUGCCUUGAAGCACCAACGGAUGUUGUGAAGAAAGAGAUAAUUUACUUCGUGAAGGUUGCACUCUCAUGCUUACGUGGUGAUCCACAUACUCGUCCAACAAUGCAAGAAGUAUCGGUGGAGUUAUCACGGUCAGCUCAGAUCAGGACAUCUUUUGAGAAGCCCUUUAAAAAUGUUACAUUGAGUGACCUACUGAUGGGGCGUUAGGAAGAAUGAUGUGCAUCUAUGUUGUCUGCGCAUAUACAUUUCACUUGUUUUUUCUUUAAUUAUUCAGUUACGAUACAGUUUAGAAUAUCCAUGAAGUUCUUGUUUCAAAUGUUGUGCAAGAACUAUUCGGAGACAAUCUUUUGAUGAUGUAGCCUAUGGUAAUCAAAAUUUUGAUGA
Molecule: messenger RNA, 2382 nt
Organism: Papaver somniferum (opium poppy)
Lineage: Eukaryota; Viridiplantae; Streptophyta; Magnoliopsida; Ranunculales; Papaveraceae
Product: probable leucine-rich repeat receptor-like protein kinase At1g35710
Exons: 2
Coding region: 22-2205 (727 amino acids)
Biological process (GO): protein phosphorylation
Molecular function (GO): protein kinase activity; ATP binding; protein binding
Source: RefSeq, a predicted model, not a curated record